Molecule: messenger RNA, 3430 nt
Organism: Cavia porcellus (domestic guinea pig)
Lineage: Eukaryota; Metazoa; Chordata; Mammalia; Rodentia; Caviidae
Gene: Magee1
Product: MAGE family member E1
Exons: 1
Coding region: 333-2903 (856 amino acids)
Biological process (GO): negative regulation of transcription by RNA polymerase II
Cellular component (GO): nucleus
Source: RefSeq, a predicted model, not a curated record
ACUGCGCCUGCGCGGACUGCGGCAGAAGCAGGGGUGUGAGAAGCUGCGAAUAUUGAGACUAGCGUUCGCAGUUUGGCGGUACCUUCUUUCUUUUGCAUCAUUUCUAAUUUCAGCUUCAGUAAGUUGCUUGGAACUUUGUGGCAGCAGCAGCAGCGGCAGCCUUACUGCUAAGGGCAGUUUCGUGUUGAGGCACCUACAUACCUUCUACCCUCUUUCUACUAGAUCGCGGGCCUUUCGGUUUCUGCUCCAGGACCUUGUCGCUGGUAAGCCAGAAUUCGCGCCGCCUCAGCAGUGCAAAAGCCACUGAGCACUACAGCAGCAGCUGGGGUGAAAUGCAGGCCCCUAAGGCCUCGGGUCUCCUCGCUGCUAUGUUAGAUCCAGAUGCCCCGGAGGGUUCCAGCGAUCCCCAGAUCCUCCAGGGGCUCUGCGUGCCUGAGGGCCCAGGCACCUCCAUUCUAUCCACCCUUGGAGAGGGCCCCCGCACCGCUGUGCCGCCCGCUGCCUCUAAGGGCUCAAGAGCCUCUGGAUCUCCUACAGUCUCUGAGGGGUCAAACAUCGCCCUGUCGGUCGCCGCCUCUGAGCUCCCAAACAACCCUCUGCCGCCCACUGCCCCUGAAGGCGCAAGCGCCUCCAAGCACCCCUCUGUCACUGAGGGACUGAACACCUCCGAGUUGCCCCUCUCUAAUGAGGGUCCGAGCAUCUCCGUGCCGCCCACCUUCAGUGAGGGCCUGAGCACUUACUUGCCACCCAGCUCCGGUGAAGAUCGGAGCGCCUCCUUGCCGCCCACCACCUCUGAGGGACUGAGCAUCUCCGUGCCGCUCACUUCCGGCGAGGAAUUCAGCACUACCGUGCUGCUUACUGUCUCUGAGGGACCGGGCAUCAACGUGGCAUUCUUUUCUGGGGAGGGCCCCAGAACCUCUGUACCACCCACUGUCUCAGAGGAAUCAAGCCCCUCUAGGCCUCCCACCCCCGAUAAGGGCCUGAGCACCUCGGAGUUAUCAGCUGUCUCUGAGAGACCUAGCACCUCUAUGCUGCCGCUUUCUGAUGAAGGCCCUAGCAUCUUCAUACCGCCUAGCCCCAUUGAGGGUCAGAGCACCUCUUUUGCACUCCCAGCCUUUGAGGAACAGGUUGCCACUCUACCGCCCCCUUCUGGUAACAACUCCAGCAUCUCGGUGCUCCACAUCUCUGGGGAGGGCUCAAGCACUUCCCAAAUGGCCAAUGCUACUGAGGGCUUUGGCACAUCUGGGAUGCCCACUGCCUCUGAGAAUCUUGGUGCACUGUUGAGCUCCAAUGCGUGUGGAAGCCAGAACUCUUCCAAUUACUCAGUUGCUUUACCAAACCUUGGCAUGGCCAAGGCUCCUGCAGACUCUAAAGGUCCCAAGGGUGCAGAUGGCCCCGUAGAAUUCCAGGUUCUAAGAGAACAUAAGAACUCUAACUCCAUUACCGUUAUGGGGCUCGGCACUUCCCAGGUUGCACUUACUCUAAAGCCCCAGGACCCUAUGGAACGAAAUGUAGCUGAAUUGUUGCAGUUUCUGCUGGUGAAGGAUCAGAGCAAGUACCCUAUACGGGAAUCUGAAAUGCGGCUACAUAUUGUUAAAGAGUAUCGCAACCAGUUUCCUGAGAUUCUCAGGCGAGCAGCAGCCCACUUAGAGUGUAUUUUUAGGUUUGAGUUGAGGGAGCUCGACCCUGAGGAGCAUACCUACAUUCUGCUCAACAAAUUGGGACCUGUGCCCUUUGAAGGGUUAGAAGACACCCCAAAUGGGCCAAAGAUGGGCCUUCUGAUGAUGAUCCUAGGAGAAAUAUUUUUGAAUGGCAACCAAGCUAAGGAGGCUGAGAUUUGGGAAAUGCUCUGGAGGAUGGGAAUUCAGCGAGAAAGGAGGCUUUCUAUUUUUGGGAACCCCAAAAGACUUUUGUCUGUAGAGUUUGUAUGGCAGCGUUACUUGGACUAUAGGCCAAUAACUGACUGCACACCAGUGGAGUAUGAGUUUUUCUGGGGCCCACGAUCCCACCUUGAAACCACCAAGAUGAAAAUUCUGAAGUUCAUGGCAAAAAUCUAUAACAAAGAUCCUAUGGACUGGCCAGAACAAUACAAUGAGGCUCUAGAGGAAGAUGCUAUCAGAGCUGCUGCUGAUGAUUGGCAGGCUGUCCCUCACUUUAGGAGGCCCUUUUUUGAAGAAAUUCCUGCAGAUUUAUUAUCUCCUGAUUUAGAGGUUUCUGGAUAUCCCUCAAAAUAUCCCCCACACUCAUGGCCUGAAUCAAGAAUGGAGAGCAAAGCAAGGAAGCUGGUACAGUUAUUUCUGCUUAUGGAUUCAACUAAGCUGCCUAUACCAAAGAAAGGAAUUCUGUACUAUAUUGGCCGAGAGUGCAGCAAAGUGUUCCCUGAUCUCCUGAAUCGUGCUGCUCGUACCUUGAACCACGUGUAUGGGACAGAACUAGUGGUACUUGAUCCCAGAAACCACUCUUACACCCUGUACAAUCGAAGGGAAAUGGAAGAUGCAGAAGAGAUUGUAGACAGUCCAAAUAGGCCAGGCAACAACUUUUUGAUGCAAGUUCUAAGCUUCAUCUUUAUAAUGGGAAAUCAUGCUAGGGAGUCUGCAGUGUGGGCCUUUCUGCGGGGGUUAGGGGUUCAAACUGGGAGAAAGCAUGUGAUUACUUGUAGAUAUUUGAGUCAGCGUUACAUAGACAGCUUACGAGUUCCUGACAGUGAUCCAGUGCAAUAUGAGUUUGUAUGGGGGCCUAGAGCCCGCUUGGAAACCUCCAAAAUGAAAGCUUUGAGAUAUGUGGCCAGAAUUCAUAGAAAGGAACCACAGGACUGGCCAGAGCAGUACAGGGAGGCAAUGGAGGAUGAGGCCAAUAGAGUUGAUGCAGGGCACAGACAAUUCCUUAUACACAAUAUCAGAUAAGGGAAUUUGUGGCUGUAAAAGAGGCUUUGAUAGGCUGGGCCCUAGAGCUCUGAGUCUUAUGUAUUGGGAUGGGUGGUAUGUAUUGUGUUCAAUAUUUGUGUUCCAGUUCCAUUUUUGUCUUUUCAUAUUUAGUUUUUGUUUAGUACCAUGAAAAGCUAUAAUUGUUUUAUAUACUAUCUAGUAAAGAAAAUGUAACUGACCAAUUGUUGUCUCUGUUGUAUUUUGGUAUAAGAGUUUCAAUAGUGUUGAAAUAUGCUUUGGGAAUCUUCCCACUUUGUUGCAUUAUCUGGAAAAGAAUAUAUAGCUAUAGAUGUAGGCUUUUCCCCAAAAGCUUGAAAAAAUUCACCAAUAUAGUGAUCUAGCUUCACAGAUGUGAAACAAACAAAAAACAUAACAACUGAAAAAAGCACUCUAAAUUGUGGCUGGCCUUCCUUUCAGUCUUCUACUAUGUAAAGUAUACCAAUGUUUACCUGUAUUUGCUUUGCUGUAAUAAAAUAUAAAGGAAAAUAAAAGUAUUAUAAACAUAA